This is a messenger RNA of Tympanuchus pallidicinctus (lesser prairie-chicken), 2517 nucleotides long. It is a transcript of the gene MXRA7, whose product is annotated as matrix remodeling associated 7. Lineage: Eukaryota; Metazoa; Chordata; Aves; Galliformes; Phasianidae. The transcript has 5 exons. The coding region runs from base 89 to 733 and encodes 214 amino acids. The record is from RefSeq and is a predicted model, not a curated record.
GGGAGAUGACGCCGGGUGAAGGCUGCUGAGAGCCUGCCCAGCCCCGCCGCAGGCCGAGCGGGUGGCCGCGCACUCGGGCUCCGGCAGCAUGGACGUGACCGUGGAUCUGUACCUGGCCGUCCCGCUGCUCUUCACGGUCCUGGCCAUCGUCCUCGCCUCGGUCUUUGUGAAGCUGCGGGGAGGCGAGGGGCAGCGGGCGGCGGAGCGGCAGCCAGAGCCGGGCAAAGCGGAGCCGGGCAAAGCGGAGCCGGGUAGAGAGGAGCCGAGCUCGGCCGCCGGGGGCGAAGCGGAGCCACAGGGAGCGGCCGAGGGGCCGGGGGUAGAAGGGAGCCGGGUGCCGGUGGAGGAGGUCGGGGCGGGCGGCGAGGAGAAGGAGAAGGAGAAGGAGGAGGAGAAGGAAGAGAAGGAGAAGGAGGCGGCGGUGGCCGAGCAGAAAUCCGCGGCCGAGCGGAGCCCCGAGAGCAUCCCCCGCCCGCCGGCCGCCGCCGAACACCGGGAGCAGCAGCAGCAGGAGGAAGAGGAGGAGGAAGAGAGCAAGGAGGAAGAUCCAGACUCAGACAGUGAGAAGCUGAUGGUGAAAGAGACGGAGGAUGAUGAUGCUGCAGAUGAGACGUUCUCUUUUAAGUACAGUCCUGGAAAGCUGAGGGGAAACCAGUACAAGUCAAUGAUGACCAAAGAAGAACUUGAGGAAGAACAAAGGAUUGAGCUGACCUCUGAUCUCACAUCUCUGUAGCAAGUACCUUAGGUCCUCGGCCACAAACAUUCUUGCAAAUCUGUUUGAACUGAAGACUAUAUGAAGUUGUCCCUAGCCUCCUCCUAAAGAAAUCCCUUGGCAUCUUUAAAGGCUUGAGAGAAAUACCAAAACCAACCAAACACACCCAUAAGAGAAUCCAUAAGCCCUCAAAACUUGGCAUCCCUCUUGCUCUGAAGUUGAGUUCUUCAAAAACUCCUGUGGUAUCAAGUUUAAGGAGAUCCUUGUGUGUCUCCAUGGACUGGGGCUGGGCCCAAUGAGUGACUUGAGUUGUGUUUGGGGGGGCUGGGAUAUCCUACGUUAACCUUUCUCCCUCUCCUUCAAACAGAACCCAAAUUGGAUACCAAAUUUGCAGCGAGCCUAUUAGUUUUGUUCACUACCACGUAUUAGCCCUGCCAUGAAGUCAGUGUUGUUUCUUUAGAGGGGUGGGUGAACUGUAGCUCUUCUCCCAGACUGGCCUGGAUCUUGUACCAGACUACCAAGUUGUUUCUUCUUAGAGCCAAAUCCUUCCUGUGCUGCUGGGGAGUGGGAACUGACUGAUCUCAAACACUGUGUGACAUUACUUUAUUCCAAAGGGUGGAGGUACGAAGUGGGAUCAAAGUAAGGGAGAGAAGAUGUUAGCUGACUUAAAUCUCACUUCUGUAGUUAUUUUAGCAAAGAGCUGAUCUUGCAGGUAGAUGGAAGACUGGAGGAGUGAUGAAGGUUGAUAGCUUAGCUGCUCAGUUUGUGGUGAAGGCUUCGGAGACCACACUUUGACUGUUGUUAUCCGGAUUCACGCUUCCCCGCUCUGUUCCCAAGAGAUGAGACCCAAGGAGGUAGCUAUGGCACUGUGAGCUCCCACAGCUCAGCAUGAGAUUAGGGGGGUCCUGGAAGAGACGCCCUCCCCAUUUCUCUGCCCGCUUGCUAUCCCAUUGCCCUCUUUUCUUGCGAGCCCAGUGGCUUGUCCACAGGAGCCACAUCUCAGCACCUCUCCUCAGCUCCGUCAGGGGAUGAAUUUGGCUAUGUGCACAUGCCUGCUCCAGGCACAGCAGGCUGCGAAUGAAAGCCAGCUGGUCUGUGAGAGUGAGAAGAGGGCCCAAGUCCUCUAGUGAUGUUGCAGAAGCACCAGGCUGGCUGGGAUCGCGUCCUUCAAGUCUUCUCUCACUGCAGGACAGCAGCCUCUUGGCUAAAGCUGCAAACAUAUCAGAAAACCAACAGGCUGCUUUUUCUAUUUUUUUUUCUUUCCUUUUUAAUUCCUAUGCAGACGAUACUUGAAACCUUGUACACAGUUGUCCUUUCCAGCGCCUGGGGUUGGCAAGUUCUUAAUAAAAGGGCUCGUUUAAAGAACAGCAGGAGGCUUCAGCUUAGAAGAGGCUGGGCUGCCCCUUCCCAGCCAACAACUGCAAGCGUCUUCAGUGGUUUGCAUACGAAUUUAGGCACACCCUCUGCUUCAACACCCACUAGUACAGCUGCUGUCUCCCUUUGGUGCUGGCUAGCUGACUCUGUGUCCCAAGCACCCAACUAUGCAAAGAAUGCCUUAUAUACAUUGUGUUUGUUACAUGGCAAUACGUACAUCCAGCAAAGUCUAUAGCUGAGUCCAGAUUUUUGCUAGUGGCAGCGAGUCAAACUAUUUCUUCAACUCAAGUGGCUGUCUGGGUAUUUUUUACUUUUGUUUUGUUUGUUUGUUUUGUAUCUGAUGGUGGCUCUUAUAUGAAGGACUGUCAUUCUAGUGGCUUGAAUCUGUAAAAAUUGCCUUUGUUUGGUCCAAUAAACCUUUGAAUAGUUUA